AUGUUUAAUCUAAAUCUAAGUGCAACAUUAAAUGUUUCAAGGUUGCUUUAUAAUCCAAGUUUAUGUCUACCUCACAUUACUGUGAAAUCAUUUGAUCAACUUGUAUUACCAUUUACAAUACCAACAGCACCAAACGUAACCAUUAAAGGAAUAGUAUUAGACAAAGACAAUUGUUUUGCAAAAGAUCAUGAUGACAAAGUCUGGCCAGAAUAUGAACAAACAUGGAAAAGAUUAAAAGAAAUAUAUUCCAAAGAUCAUUUAUUAAUAGUUAGUAACUCUGCUGGAACUGAUGAUGAUAUAAAUCAUAUCCAAGCGAAAACAUUAGAAUCAAACACAGGGAUAAAUGUUCUUCGUCAUUCAAUUAAAAAACCAGGUUGUUUAAAUGAAAUAAUUCAAUAUUUUGCUAAAUUAAACAUUAAACCAAAUGAAAUUAUAGUUAUUGGUGAUAGAUUAUUCACUGAUAUGGUUAUGGCUAAUAUGAUGGGAUCUUGGGGUUGUUGGAUAAGUCAAGGAGUAGAAUUAAGUUUGAAAAUUUUACCUAAAUUAGAAAGAGAUUUGUAUAAUAGAUUAGUUGUUAAUCGUCCUGAUAAUCCAUAUUACCCACCAACUCCUAAUUAA
Molecule: messenger RNA, 618 nt
Organism: Candida dubliniensis CD36
Lineage: Eukaryota; Fungi; Ascomycota; Pichiomycetes; Serinales; Debaryomycetaceae
Product: phosphatidylglycerophosphatase
Exons: 2
Coding region: 1-618 (205 amino acids)
Biological process (GO): cardiolipin biosynthetic process
Cellular component (GO): mitochondrion
Molecular function (GO): phosphatidylglycerophosphatase activity
Source: RefSeq, a predicted model, not a curated record